Messenger RNA from Prosopis cineraria, 840 nucleotides. RefSeq lists its product as uncharacterized. Gene Ontology annotation, molecular function: DNA binding. The record is from RefSeq and is a predicted model, not a curated record. The transcript has a single exon. The coding region runs from base 1 to 840 and encodes 279 amino acids. NCBI's taxonomy places the organism in Eukaryota, Viridiplantae, Streptophyta, Magnoliopsida, Fabales, Fabaceae.
AUGUCUAAUGAAUUCUUUACUCUUGAAGAUUUGGAAGGCAAGGAAUUGAAUCCAAAUCCAACUCUCAUUGAAGCUUUAUUAGUUGUUGUGGAACUUGAUCAUGAAAAGUCAAACAAGGGCAAAGCAAAUGUUGAGGCUGACUCAAUUGAAAAAAUUGCCAAACCAAUAAUAAAGAAUAACACCAAGAAAUUAUCUUUGAAGAAACCAAUGAGAAAGUCUCUAGUGAUCAAUAACAGCAAUAAUAAUAGUUCAAAAAGAAAAGUGAAUGAUCUUGAGAUUCCCACUGAAGAAUGGAUAAAUCAAUUAUCAAAUAAGAAGAAGAUCAAAGAAGAUAGUUCAAAUAAUGUGCCACUGUUGCCAGAUGAAUUUAAACAAAAAAUCAAUGAGAAAUGUAGCAGAUUUCAGCCAACCCAGAUCAUUCAUGUUUACCAGAAGAAGUUAUACAGUUCAGAUGUAAGCAAAAAUCAUGGUAGACUCACAAUGCCUCUAAACAAAAUAGAGAGUUUUGAGUUCUUGGAACACAGUGAGAUUACAAGCCUGAGGCAUAGAGAAAACUUCAAAGUGUCAGUGAUUCAUAAACCAUUAAGAGAGAAUGAUGAUGAUAAUGGAUUAACGUCUCUUGAUCAUCCUCUCAUUGUUGAGACCACACUAACAUUUGCGCAGUGGGAUUUGCAUAAGAAUGAAGAUGAUCGUCAGAAUAUAAGUUAUCAAUAUGUAUUAAAUGGUGGUUGGAAUAAGAUAGUUUUUGAAGACAAACUCCAAAAGGACGAUAUAAUUGAUGUUUGGGCAUUCAGAGAUAUUCAAAACAAGCUUUGCAUGGUAGUUGUCAGGCGAGAAUGA